Molecule: messenger RNA, 3589 nt
Organism: Branchiostoma belcheri (Belcher's lancelet)
Lineage: Eukaryota; Metazoa; Chordata; Leptocardii; Amphioxiformes; Branchiostomatidae
Exons: 2
Coding region: 1226-2719 (497 amino acids)
Molecular function (GO): 3'-5'-RNA exonuclease activity
Source: RefSeq, a predicted model, not a curated record
UGGCGCACGCCCGGAAAAUUUGUCUCCGGGACGUCAUAAACAGUGAAAAUGCAUCAACUUUGGGGGCUUAAAUCCUGUAUAUAUCGUAUAGAAACGCAUCUAAUUUUGGUAUCAGUAGUUGGAGAAUGUUGUGAUCUAUCUUUCUGUAAAAGAUUUAUUAAAAUACCUUCAAUUACAAGCGAGAAAUAUCCCAUCGGGUACCGCGUAAUUUCCGCGCGGCAGCCCAGGCCGCCAUACCCCGCACGCGAAAUGUAAACAACUCGGCGUCGGGAAAGCACAUUUUCGGGGGCCGUGUGCAAACGCCCACGGUAAAGCUAGCUAUCAAUUUGUAGACAAGAAUACGAGCUUCAAAAUGAUACCUCUCACCCGCGUGUAUGAUUUCCCUAUCGAAAAUUAUCCCGAUUUAAAAUCUUUAAACCGCAAUUUCUCGAUUACGUACCCCCUAAAAAAAUUUUAGUGGGAUUUAUUUUCGAAAAAUUGAGAAGUUUGCCGUCAUUUUGGUACCAAAUUCGCAUAGAUUUGAGCACGUGGUGAGCCCGAAAUAGGGGGCUACUUUUCCUACCGCCGCGACCAGUUUGGGGAAGAAGCCAAGAUGGCGGACGCCACUGACGCCGAGGCGAAGCGUCGUGCCGGAGCCGCAAACCAGCCGGCAUCCGACGACGAUACGGUCACCACAGCCCACCAAAAUACUGUAAACAAGGUUGGAGAGGAGUGUGCAAGAGUGGGAAUCACUCCAUCUGUUUUGGAGAAUGGAUGGAACAGUCCUGGAGACAGAGUACCACUGACAAAAAUGAUGGUGGUGGAGAUCGAGGUGUACCGCCAAAAUCAGCGGAGGCCCUUUCCUGAAGGAAAGCAGUGGUUGGAGCGACUGCUUGAGCCAGGCAGUUUUGACAGUGUAGAUAACAAGGUUUUACAGUCAUCUCUGAAAGCCUUAAAGGACAAGAAGACUUUGGCAAACAAGAAACAAAAAGAAACAGAGUUGUGCUGAAACGCUACGAAAACUAAGAGAGGAACUCUAUGCACCACCCGCUUCACGUCAAGAAAGGCCACAAGCUUCAAGCUCAGUGUUAGCUGUACAAGCAGCAAAACUCAAGAAACAAAUGAACAUCUGAAAGAGACUGUAAAGGAAAAUGCAAAAACAAUAAAGAAGUUGGUUGUCAGGGAAGGUGAGCUAGAGGCGAAAGUGUCAGAACAUGAGAAGAAGAGUGAAGAAGAUGCGAAAGAGAUGAGGAGAAAGGAGAAGAACUUGAAACAAAGAGAAGAGAAGCUUAGGCUUGAGGAGAAGGAGAAAAAGAAAGCAAGGAACUUGUCCAGGAAGCUUACCCGUCGUGACACAGAGAUCAAGAAGUUGAAGGAAGAGCUAUCUGGACUGGGAGAAAAUGCAGUUCAGCUAGGAGAAAGAUUGUCAAAGGAAACUUUGAAGAAGGAGAAGUUGAGAAAACAAGUUGCGUAUCACAGAACCAGAAAAUCAGUGCAACAAGAAAGUAUUUCUGCGAUGAAGAAGGAUAUGCAGGACCUAAAGAAAGCAAACGCACAGUUGGAAAGCCAGCUACAGCAUGCUGAACUGGAACUGGAACUUGCCCUAAGUAACAGACACCAGAUAGCGUUGCGUGAAGGAUCUCACCCCUCAAGCGCCUACACCAACCGUGUUCGUCACUGCAUUAUGAAACUGUACUCUCACGAAGUCAGUUCCCACAACGUUAGCCAGGUUAUCCAUGAUGUGCUGACGACACUGUGCCAGUAUGAUGUCUCUAUAGAUGACCUGCCAGGGGAAACAUUUUGCCAGCAGAUAAGACAAGAGUCAGGUGUUGUGUCCCGAUGUCAGGUCGUACAAGAAAUGGAAGAUUGUGCCGACGCAACAUUGCACAGUGAUGCCACCUCCCACGAUCAAGUCAAGUAUACGGGGUAUCAGCUGACAACUGGACAAGGACAACACCGGACAGCUGGCAUCAUCAAAAUGUCAUCUGGUCAGUCCUCAGAGCAGCUUGAAGGCCUGAACUUCGUUCUGCGGAAACUUGCCAUGCUGUCCAAAAGUGCUGAUGACUGUACACAACAUUCAAAGAAGCUGCUGUCAAAGAUCAAAAACACAAUGGGGGACGGUGCGGCAAGUCAGAAGCGUUUCAAUGAGCUGUUGGAAGCAUACAGAGAAGAGAUCCUGCCCGAUGUUGUAGAGAAUUGGGAGGAGCUUGAUGCAGAAGUCAAGGAGAGCAUGUGCACCAUGAACCACAUGUAUUGCCAGCUGCACGCGCUUGUCGGGUUCGCUACUUACGCGGAUGAAGCUCUCCAGUCCCUUGAAAACAUCUGGCGGGAGACGUCUGGAAAGCUUGGGGUAGAGAAGCUGAGAGAGUUCCAAAACAAGGACGGGGAGUACAUCUGGGGGAAGGGAGACAGUGCUACACAACGCCUUAUUAGAACUGUCUGCAACAGCAUGGCACCUCGUGGCAACCAGCAGGCAGGCUGCAUGGGGGAAUUCAGCACGUAUCUCAGCCUGAAGGGAUCCAAGCGCACAUCUCUGUUAAAGCCCUUCAAGGGAAACCGAUUUAACAUAUUGUUUGAGUGUGCGGCUGGCGUGUACCACCACAGAAAGGACAUUCAAAACAUGUUUGGUGAGGGCCACCACAAAGCUGGCAACAGGCUGUUACGGGCAGUCCUUGCAGACAUCUCAUCCCCCCACUUCAGGCCAGUUGUAGGGCUCUUGGUAUCCUAUACAGCCAUGUGACUGAGCCAUACUGGCGACUGACGAUGGACUCAAGGGUCCACAUACUGGAUUUGUCCAAGCAACUACAACAUGCCCUGAAGAAGUUCCAGGAAUGGAGUAGUGAUGCCACUCCCCUGCUCAGUGCUGAGUGUCCACCUCUCUUCACCAUCGGAGAUGCUCCAGUCGAACCAGACAGAGCCACAGCUGAGUUCCAUUCCCUGUACGAAGACACCGGCGAUCCGCCGUCAGAUGCCAUGACGAAACAGGCUUUGGAGCUGACCCUGGCAAACAUGAUUGUGGUGUUCGAGAGACGGUUCCACCAGCAGCUGCACGGCAAAUAUCAAGAUGGGGGGAACCAACAAGAGAGGGAGGAGAUGAAGAAUACAUUGAAAACAAACAUAAGAGGAGAACAUGACAUUGGUUACCUGUCACACUUACAAACAUCCAAGCCAUCCAUCAGCAUGAUGGCCCUAGAAGGGCAAACAAUGUUCAAAAUGAACAAAACAGGCGAAUGGCUGGAUGAGCUGUCGACGACCGACCCUGACAAGUAUGCUGCCAUCCUCACAACGGCCAGGAAACAAAGGAGAGCUUUCCAGAAGAUAUACGAUGAGCGACAUGAAACAAUCGACGAGACCAAGAAAGAAGCAAUGAGACAGCGGGCUGCAGAGGCAAAGAAACAAGAGAUGAAGAAACAACAACAAGCCACUGAACGGAUGGAACGGCUUCAGGCCUAUGGUGGACCAGUGGAUGAUUCAGACUCUCUCGAUACAUUCCUGCAGAAAUUGUCAGAGAAAGUAAAAGGCAGAACCCUACAGCUGCAAGUGAUCAAAGACCAACUCAACUAUUUGAAAGCCCAGAAGAAAAGAGCCUGCCCUAAUGACCUGUACAAAU